Messenger RNA from Suillus fuscotomentosus, 1341 nucleotides. Its product is annotated as kinase-like domain-containing protein. Gene Ontology annotation, molecular function: protein kinase activity; ATP binding. The transcript has 11 exons. The record is from RefSeq and is a predicted model, not a curated record. Lineage: Eukaryota; Fungi; Basidiomycota; Agaricomycetes; Boletales; Suillaceae. Bases 232 to 1290 code for a protein of 352 amino acids. Gene Ontology annotation, biological process: protein phosphorylation.
CAACACCUUGCAUAUAUGUCAUAGAUCGCUCUGAUGGCGAUCAUCCACUAUCUAACACUGCUCACAAGCACUGUCGUUCGUCUUACCCAAAUCAUCUCAGUGCUGAUCACCUCAUUGCUAGAGCGUCAAGGAUGACUUGAUGUCUCGCUCGGGAUGGUAAUUACAGUCAACGUGCCAACCAUAGUGAUCUACCAGAUCUAGGGCCUGUUUUCUUGCAUAAAAGGUGGUAUAAUGACUUGUGUGAACGCCGAGUCACCAGUUAGCCCAACUCGUGGCUGGUCCACAAAUCCAAUUUGGGAAGCAGUCCUCCGUAUUCUGCCCUCCUUGAAGCCACCUGUGAACGGCUGUUCCGAUCCAGUUGUCCUAGAUCAACCUUGGAUCGACAUGUUGCAUCACAUAGAGGCAUUACAGCGAGUCACAAGCCAUGAAGCUAGUGAACCAAUAAACCUUCACCCAAUAGACGGCCUUCCUGAUCUCAGUGGACAGAUCAGGGACAAGGGUGCCUUCCCUGACAGCAUUGGCGGAUUCAGCGAUGUAUGGAAAUGUACAUGGAUUGGGAAGAAUAUGAAUCUAAAGAAGAGUAGGCGAUUGUGCAAGGAGGCAAAGAUAUGGGCCACCCUGGAAGAUGCACACAUUUUGCCGCUCAUCGGACUUACAUGGGGGUUUGGUCCUCUUCCAGCCCUAGUUUGUCCAUGGGUUGAGAACGGUUCACUGCAAUCUUAUCUGGAAUUGAAGAAUAGGGAUCUCUCUUUGGAGUGGAGAUUCCACAUUCUCCUAGGAUUGGUAUCAGCGAUCUCAUAUCUUCAUUCGAAGGACGUCGUACAUGGUGACAUCACAGGAUCGAACAUACUGAUUAACGGACGAGGGGAGCCACUUUUAUCAGAUUUUGGCCUCUCCUCUCUGGACGUGGAGCUCACGGGAAAUUCAUACUUCACAUCCUGCAAACCAGGGAAUGUACGAUGGGCUGCGCCAGAAUUGUUGAUUCCCCUGCAAGACGGAUCUCCGUGCCGUGCGUGUGUAAAGAGCGAUAUUUACUCUGUGGGCUGCGUGAUGCUGCAGGUACUUUCUGGCCGCGUGCCCUACGAUAUUUGGACCGAUUUUAUGGUCAUCAACGCGAAGUUCAACGGCAAGGAACCUCUACGAAUUCUCGAACCUCCCAUUGAUGACCGUCAUUGGGAAUUCAUGAGGCGCUGCUGGCGUAAGAAGCAAGAACGAUCUGUAACAGUCAAGGAUAUAGCCGACUUCAUCAGAAGGGAACUGGAUGAUUCACGGAAGUUUGGAAGGUUAUAACUUGAAGUGGUUGCCUAGUACAUAUACUGAGUAUUCUUUACUGCAUUUGAC